Patella vulgata (common limpet) is the source of this 3169-nucleotide messenger RNA. Its product is annotated as DNA mismatch repair protein Msh2. Gene Ontology annotation, cellular component: nucleus; MutSalpha complex. The coding region runs from base 23 to 2824 and encodes 933 amino acids. Gene Ontology annotation, biological process: mitotic recombination; mismatch repair. Gene Ontology annotation, molecular function: ATP-dependent DNA damage sensor activity; ATP binding; mismatched DNA binding. The transcript has 27 exons. Lineage: Eukaryota; Metazoa; Mollusca; Gastropoda; Patellidae. The record is from RefSeq and is a predicted model, not a curated record.
UUUAGCUACUUGUAAUUUCAAUAUGGCUGUGCAACCAAAACAAGAAUUACAACUUGAUUUUUCACAGGAACAAGGAUUUCUAGCUUUUCAUAAAGGAUUGCCAGAGAAACCAAAUACAACAUUACGUGUGUUUGACAGAUCAGAUUAUUAUACUGUUCAUGGUCAAGAUGCUUUAUUCGUUGCGAAGGAAGUUUUUAAAACAACCGGUGUUGUCAAAUACUUAGGAGGAGGAAGUAAAAAACUAGAAUCUGUGGUACUCAGUAAGAUGAAUUUUGAAUCUUUAAUGCGAGACCUGUUAUUGGUUCAACAGUAUAGAGUAGAAGUAUAUCGUAAUAAAGGAUCUUCUAAAAAUAAUGACUGGACUUUAGCUUUAAAGGCUUCACCAGGUAAUCUAAGCCAGUUUGAAGAGAUAUUAUUUGGAAAUAAUGAAAUGGCUGGAUCAGUAGGUGUGGUCGCUAUUAAGAUAGCUACAGAAAAUGGACAGAAGAUGGUUGGUGUUGGAUAUGCAGAUGCCACUGUGAGAAAAUUUUGUGUCUGUGAAUUUCAUGAUAAUGACCAGUACUCUAACUUAGAGGCUUUGUUAGUUCAACUUGGACCAAAAGAAUGUGUUUUAGGAACCAGUGAAUUGACUGCCGAUACGAAACUGAAGCAAGUUUUAGAUCGAAGUAACGCACUCGUAACUGAGAGAAAGAAAACCGAGUUUAAUAAUAAAGAUAUAGUACAAGAUAUGAAUAGAUUAUUGAAAAAGAAAAAGGGAGAACAAGCUAAUAGUGCUGCUUUAUCUGAAAUGGAUAAAGUGCAUGCUGUUGCAGCUUUAGCUGCAGUUAUCAAAUACUUAGAGGUUUUGUCGGAUGAAAGUAACUUCGGUCAAUAUACUUUGUUAACCUUUGACCUCAAACAGUAUAUGAGAUUAGAUUCAGCUGCUGUUAGAGCUUUAAAUCUGCUUCCUAAUCCAAAUGAAAGUGGUAAUAAAAAUCAAAGUGUGCUAGGGUUACUCAAUAAAUGUCGUACAGCUCAGGGUCAAAGGUUAAUAGCACAAUGGGUAAAACAACCAUUAAUGGAUAUAAACAAGAUAGAGGAAAGAUUAAAUGUUGUAGAAACUAUGUUAGAAAAUACAGAACUACGGCAAACACUUCAGGAAGAACAACUGCGUAAAAUACCAGAUUUUCAAAGACUAGCGAAAAAAUUCCAGAGAAAAAAGGCCAAUUUACAGGACUGUUAUAGAGUAUAUCAAGCUAUAGAUAAGAUGCCCUAUCUACUAGAAACAUUAGAAAAACAUGAAGGAACUCAUCAUGCAUUACUCAUGGAAUUGUUUUCAAAUCCAUUAAAGGAAUUGUUGAUGGAUUUUGCCAAGUUUCAAGAAAUGGUUGAAACAACAAUGGACUUAGAUCAAGUAGAAAACCAUGAAUUUGUUAUUAAGUCAGAUUUUGAUGAAAACCUUGCAGAACUAAGAGAAAGAAUUGAUUCAUUGGAAAGUGAUAUCAAGGCUCAAGUAAACAAGGUUGCACGUGAUUUGGGAUUAGAAGCAAAUAAAACUUUAAAACUAGAAAGUAAUAAUCAGCUAGGUUAUUAUUUUAGAGUUACAAGAAAAGAUGAAAAGGCACUGAGAAACAAUAAAAAUUAUAGAACUAUUGACACAAAUAAAAACGGUGUUCGUUUUCGUAAUUCAGCUGUUCAAAAACACAACGAAGAAUAUCUAAAAGCCAAAGAAGAAUAUAACGAACAACAGAAAAGUGUUGUAGCUGAAAUAGUAGAAAUAGCAGCUGGCUAUGUUGAACCUAUGUUAAUAAUAAAUGAUGUGGUAGCACAGUUAGAUGUAUUAGUUAGCUUUGCUCAUGUCUCUGCCAGUGCUCCAAUUCAGUAUGUCAGACCCAAGAUGCUCAGUCCAGGUAGUGGAAGUUUGAAACUUAAUGAAGCAAGACAUCCAUGUCUUGAAAUGCAGGAUGAUGUCUCAUUUAUUCCAAAUGAUGCUGUCUUUAAGAAAGAUGAACAAAUGUUUCAUAUUAUUACUGGACCAAAUAUGGGUGGAAAAUCAACAUAUAUUAGAUCAGUUGGAGUUAUUGUAUUAAUGGCACAACUUGGUUGUUUUGUGCCAUGUUCAGAAGCAGAAGUAACAAUAGUUGAUAGUAUAUUAGCUCGGGUUGGAGCAGGUGAUAGUCAACUUAAAGGUGUAUCCACAUUCAUGGCAGAAAUGCUAGAAACAGCUUCUAUACUAAGGUCAGCUACAGAAGAUUCACUAAUUAUAAUAGAUGAAUUAGGGAGAGGAACAUCCACAUAUGAUGGAUUUGGUUUAGCUUGGGCUAUUUCAGAACAUAUUGCUACAAAGAUCAAGGCAUUUUGCUUAUUUGCCACCCAUUUUCAUGAAUUGACAGCUUUAUCUGACAGUGUCACUACUGUUAAUAAUCUUCAUGUGACGGCACUGACAACAAACAAUACAUUAACGUUGCUAUAUCGAGUAAAACCAGGUGUUUGUGAUCAGAGUUUUGGUAUUCACGUAGCAGAACUGGCUCACUUUCCUAAACAUGUUAUAGAGUUUGCUAAAGAGAAGGCUAAUGAAUUAGAAGAUUUUCAAUCAGUCAGUUUAGAAGGAACAGAUUUUGAAGGUGAUGGUGAACCUGCUAUUAAGAAAAGAAAAUUGGCAAAACAGGAGGGUGAAGAAUUAAUCCAUGAUUUUCUACAAAGAGUGAAAAAAUUACCUAUCAAUUCUAUGACAGAAGAAGAUUUAAAAAAAGAAGUUGAUAAAUUAAAAGAAGAAAUCAGUGCUAAAAACAAUCCUUAUAUAAAAGACAUACUAGCUAAAACAAAAAAACAACAGUGCUCAUAGCCAUUGUCGUCUGCUAUCUUUAUCAUAGGUUAAAUUAGAAAGACUUGUGUGCACUAUCUGUAAUAGGGUUACAUUUCAUAUCAAUGUUCCAUACAGUAGAAGAUGACAUCUGACCCCCAGAUUCUUGCAAUGUCCAUGUUUUGCCUGUGUCUUGUAUGUUUGUAUUGUAUUUUUCUAGAUUAUAAUUACCAGUAUAGAAGAUUCUGUGACAUACUAUGAAAGUAUUUUCUAAGCUAAAGUAUCAUUAAAUAUGGUUAUACAUUAUUGUUAUCUAUAUGAACAAGCCAACAGUGAGGCUGAUGUACUUUACAGCAAUGCAAAUAAAUGGAUGACGCAUAUUGAUAA